Messenger RNA from Meloidogyne enterolobii, 270 nucleotides. The record is from the annotation of a GenBank genome assembly. Lineage: Eukaryota; Metazoa; Nematoda; Chromadorea; Rhabditida; Meloidogynidae.
AUGCCCCUCAAAUUAAUUUUUUUAUUAUCCCCCCUAAUUAAUUUAAUUAACCCCCAACCCUUCUUUUGGCCUUUUGAUGAGGAGGGCUAUGUUCUUGAUUAUUUCCAUUGUUCUGGAAAUGGACAGGCUUCUUAUUCUCCUUCAGAGAAUGUAGGAAGUACUUCGUAUUCUGUCCCUGGAGCAUCCCCUCCUAAUUGGGGAACGGAAUACGAAUUUGAAAAUAGAAAGAUUUAUUGGAAUGAUAUCUAUAAUAAAUUGGAGGUAAAUUAA